Messenger RNA from Porites lobata, 667 nucleotides. NCBI's taxonomy places the organism in Eukaryota, Metazoa, Cnidaria, Anthozoa, Scleractinia, Poritidae. The record is from the annotation of a GenBank genome assembly.
AUGGAAAAGCUUUUGCAGAUUGGAAAAGAAUUCGGAUUGGAGGGAGAAAAACUGCUCGAGUUUGUGCGGGAGCAACAAAAGUUAGGAGAAGAAAGAAGGAGGGAGGAGGAAGAAAAAGAAGAAAAACGUAGACAAUUGGAAGACGAAAAAGAAGAAAAACGUAGACAAUUGGAAGAGGAAAGAGAAGAAAAAGCGUAGGCAGUUAGAAGAAGAAAAGGAAGAGAGACGUCGAAUACUUGAAGAAGACAGAAGAAAGGAAGAAGAAGAGAAAGACGAAAGGCGUAGAAGAGAGGACGAAGAAAGAGAAGCUAGGCGCAAGAACGCGAUCUGAGAAAAUUAGAGCUGGAAGCGGAACUGUUAAAGCAAAAAGAAGCUAUUGAAGCUGCUAAGAGAGCACGAACUAGAGCUCGCUCGUCUAGGACAAGGCCGUAACGUCGCCGAACGCGGUGAAUUGAGAGAGGAUAGGGCCAAGGCACCCAAGCUUCCCUCAUUUGUUGAUGGCAAGCACGACUUGGAUGCUUACCUACAACGAUUUGAGAGAUUUGCAACUACAGCUAAAUGGGAGAAGACAGGAUGGGCUUCGAAACUUAGUGCUCUUCUGUCUGGACGUGCUCUAGAGGUUUAUUCACGAUUAUCUGAGAGGCAGCCCAAGAUUAUGAUCGAGUAA